Molecule: messenger RNA, 2339 nt
Organism: Neopelma chrysocephalum (saffron-crested tyrant-manakin)
Lineage: Eukaryota; Metazoa; Chordata; Aves; Passeriformes; Pipridae
Gene: CHRNB4
Product: cholinergic receptor nicotinic beta 4 subunit
Exons: 6
Coding region: 216-1676 (486 amino acids)
Biological process (GO): regulation of membrane potential; monoatomic ion transmembrane transport; nervous system process
Cellular component (GO): synapse; postsynaptic membrane; neuron projection
Molecular function (GO): acetylcholine-gated monoatomic cation-selective channel activity; transmembrane signaling receptor activity
Source: RefSeq, a predicted model, not a curated record
AAAGGGGGAGGGACCACUGUGCUCACGAAAACUCCACUUUGCAGAACGCUUCUGCCAGGUCCUACUGUCUGUCUCUUUUCCAGGCGUUUAAUACCUCCAAGAUUCAGGUUUGCUUUUCCAUCUCUUCCUUGUGCAUCCCUGACAACAGAGCCUAUUGCCUGCUGGCUUGACUGAGGGACAGUAAUCCACCUCUCCUUGUUACUGCCACGAGGAAAAUGUACACCCUCUUUCUCUUUGUAGUGGGCUCCCUUUGUUUUAACGGAAGCACAGCAGCAGACGCUGAAGAAAAGCUGAUGAACCACCUCCUGAGUCCUGACAGGUACAACAAGUUAAUUCGACCGGCUGUCAACUCCUCUCAGCUGGUGUCCAUAGAACUGCAGGUUUCCCUGGCACAGCUCAUCAGUGUGAACGAACGGGAGCAGAUCAUGACUACGAAUGUCUGGCUGAACCAGGAGUGGAUUGAUUAUCGCCUGGCUUGGAAGCCCUCGGACUAUGAAGGGAUAAAAAUGCUGAGGAUACCUGCCAAACACAUCUGGUUGCCAGACAUUGUGCUUUACAAUAACGCGGACGGCACGUACGAGGUCUCGCUGUACGCCAACGCCAUCGUGAAGAACAACGGGAGCAUCCGCUGGCUGCCACCAGCCAUCUACAAGAGUGCCUGCAAGAUUGAAGUCAAGCAUUUCCCCUUUGACCAACAGAACUGCACCCUGAAGUUCAGAUCCUGGACGUACGACCACACGGAAAUCGAUAUGGUGCUCAAAACUUCCAUGGCAAGCAUGGACGACUUCACGCCCAGCGGAGAGUGGGACAUCGUGGCACUGCCAGGAAGGAGGACUGUAAAUCCUCUGGACCCCAGUUAUGUGGAUGUGACAUAUGACUUCAUUAUUAAAAGGAAACCUCUUUUUUACACCAUCAAUCUUAUCAUUCCCUGUGUGCUAAUCACGUCCUUAGCCAUCCUGGUAUUCUACUUGCCCUCAGACUGUGGUGAAAAAAUGACCUUGUGCAUCUCUGUGUUGCUUGCCUUGACUGUGUUCUUGCUGCUGAUCUCCAAAAUUGUCCCUCCGACGUCUCUCGAUGUUCCGCUGAUUGGGAAGUAUCUCAUGUUUACAAUGGUACUAGUGACCUUCUCAAUAGUUACCAGUGUCUGUGUACUCAAUGUCCACCACAGAUCUCCAAGUACCCACAUGAUGCCCCCCUGGGUAAAGGUGGUUUUCCUCGAAAAACUCCCGGCCUACCUGUUCAUGAAGCGUCCAGAAAAUAAUCCUCCACGGCAAAAGCCCUGCAGCUGCAAAAAGACAAAAGCAGAGCACCCCUGUAUGGAGGCAGCUGACUUCUACAAGAACUCUACCUAUUUUUUGAAUACAGCCCCUGCCAAAAAAUAUGAUAUGAAAAUCUCUGAGACACUUGACAACAUCAGCAGUCAUCGAGAUUUCAGGUUAAGAACAGGCACGAAAUUUUCUCCCGAAGUCCAAGAAGCAAUUGAUGGAGUCAGUUUUAUAGCAGAGCACAUGAAAAGUGAUGACAACGACCAGAGCGUCAUUGAAGAUUGGAAGUAUGUUGCCAUGGUAGUGGACAGGCUGUUCCUCUGGAUAUUUGUCCUCGUGUGUGUCCUGGGGACUGUUGGAUUAUUUCUGCAACCCCUUUUUCAAAACCACACUGCUGCCAUGAACCCUUAGUUGUCAUUUAAAAUUGUCAAUAUUUACACAAACGUUGGGUCUCAUUCUACUCCCAGUUCCCCUCUGCUAAAUCCACAGAGAUGCCAAGUGAGUUGCACUUACAUCCCUUAGGGCAGGGAAAAGGAAAGUAGAACUUGACUUACUGUGGUAAGAAAAAAAACCCAAACAAGCAGAAAACUAAAAAAUUUUUCCAGUGAGUCCAGGACUUCUGGUGAUAUCUUGGCCCUUUUUUCAAUUGUUUGAAGUCUGAACAUUACAGAAAAAGGCUUCUACUGUACAACAUGCCAUCCUGGCUAAUUAUUAUUAUUAUUAUUAUUAUUAUUAUUAUUAUUAUUACUAUUAUUAUUAUAUUUUACAUACAUUGCCUUAGGAAGGAUCUUUUCUUUCCUCAGAAUACUGCAAUUUCCCUGUUACCAAGAAGGUAUUGCUAUGAAAUCUGUUUCCUUCAAAUGCAUCAAAACAAUUUGUGUCUGAUGCAUAAAGAACUUUACAAGUGGGUUUGAUCCAUAAACCUGAACCUAGAAAUAGAAACCCACUUCUGAGGUAACCACUGCAAGGUCUCUCACCUUGCCAUCCCUGACAGCUGGUCGAUCAACAAUGGCAAAAAUAAUGUAUGAUAAACAAACACAUGGAUAAUACUCUGUUCAUUGAUGAAAUACAAAU